Molecule: messenger RNA, 1158 nt
Organism: Camelus dromedarius (Arabian camel)
Lineage: Eukaryota; Metazoa; Chordata; Mammalia; Artiodactyla; Camelidae
Gene: TMEM196
Product: transmembrane protein 196
Exons: 5
Coding region: 207-746 (179 amino acids)
Source: RefSeq, a predicted model, not a curated record
GUGGAGCGGCUCCUUGCCUCUGGCUGGGUCAGGGAAGAGGGUCUCCGGUGCUGGAAAUCCAGUCCUUGUGGAUAAUGCUUUGCUGGUGAAGAAAGAAAAGUUUUGGGGUCUGGUAGGGGGCAGAAGGGGUAAGGAAAGUAGUGGAAGAAAGAAGGUGGAUGGUUGUUUUCCGUCUCUGAUCUGGAAGGAAUGAUGACCGAGGAAGGAUGUGCACCAGCGGCCAGAUUAUUGGGAGCCUCUUGGUGCUCUCUGUGCUGGAGAUAGGGCUGGGGGUAUCCAGCGUGGCCGUGGGGGCAGUGAGCUUCAGCCUGGCCCUCCGAGAGCACAAGCCGCAGCUUGGAGACUCGUCCCCGUUUCUUCUUUGCGGCAUAUGUGGAAUACUGUGCGCCAAAAAAAAAUCUGGACUCGUCAUGAUCCUCUUUUCCGCCUGCUGCAUCUGUGGACUCAUCGGGGGCAUCCUGAACGUUCAGUUCCUUCGGGCUGUGACAAAGAAGACCUCUUCCCUGUAUCCUCUGCAUCUCGCCUCCAUGUCUCUUGCGUGCAUUGGGAUCGGGGGCUGCACCCUCUCUUCAUGGCUCACGUGUCGACUAGCCAGCUAUGAACAGAGGAGAAUGUUCUCAGAAAGGGAGCAUUCUCUGCAUCACUCUCAUGAAAUGGCUGAGAAAAGAUUGAGGGCUAUUGAAAUAACCGACUUGCCCAGCUGCCCGGUGGUGCCCCCGACACCAGAGUUACCUACAAGGAAAUGACAGACAACAUGAGCAAUGGAGGACCACAACUGGUAUUUAAUGGAAGAGUCUAAUCAAUGUUUUAAAGAAUUGAUUAUUUUUUAGGAUUUUCAUGAGGCAAGGAAAUACCAAAGGACUAGGAGAUAAAAUUAAAACAGUUCUUGCAUUUGCUGUUAUCCCUCCCAAGCACUCACUAAAAUUAUUCUUCCUCAAUUUUGCCUCACUAUUUUCUUCAGCUUUUUUAACUGGGUGAGAAACUUUCCAGAAAUGCUCUAGUAUGUAAUAUCAACCAGCUUUCUAAAUUGUGCUAAAAAAGACUUUUCAGGGGAAAAAAAGGAAUGGAUAAAACAGAAAGGUUCGUAUUCUACACAAACACUAUUUGACUAGCAUGAGUGUUAGAUUUGUAAUGACAUGUUUCAUAUAAGUAAUUAAA